AGGAAAUCGUGGCAAGAUGGCGUCCCUGGAUCGAGUGAAGGUUCUGGUAUUGGGAGACUCAGGUGUUGGGAAAUCUUCACUCGUCCAUCUUCUGUGCCACAAUCAAGUGUUAGGAAAUCCAUCAUGGACUGUGGGAUGCUCAGUGGAUAUCAGAGUUCAUGACUACAAAGAAGGGACCCCUGAAGAGAAGACCUACUAUAUAGAACUAUGGGAUGUUGGAGGCUCUGUGGGCAGUGCCAGCAGUGUGAAAAGCACAAGAGCGGUGUUCUACAACUCUGUAAAUGGCAUCAUUUUAGUACAUGACUUAACCAAUAAGAAGUCAUCUCAAAACUUAUACCGCUGGUCCUUGGAAGUUCUCAAUAGGGAUGCAGUUCCAACCGGAGUCCUGGUGACAAAUGGGGAUUAUGACCGAGAACAGUUUGCUGAUAAUCAAAUCCCACUGUUGGUGAUAGGGACUAAACUGGACCAGAUUCAUGAAACCAAGCGCCAUGAGGUUUUAAUCAGGACCGCCUUCUUGGCUGAGGACUUCAAUGCUGAAGAGAUUAAUUUGGAUUGCACAAACCCACGGUCCUCAGCUGCAGGCUCCUCCAACGCUGUCAAGCUCAGUAGAUUUUUUGAUAAGGUCAUAGAAAAGAGAUAUUUGUUUAGAGAAGGUAAUCAGAUUCCGGGCUUUUCCGAUAGGAAGAGGUUUGGAGGAGGGACACUGAAGAACUUCCACUGUGACUGAGUUGCCCUCAGCCCUGGAAGAGGAAGGGAACAACAGCAGGGUCCACAGCUUCCUCUUGCUGUGUCGGGUCAUUAACUUCUCAGGCUUCGGUAAAAACAUCUCAAAAUGCUACCUCACCCUCUCAUGGAAGAUUGGAAGGAAGCAGCGACAUGGAAUGCCCUCGCUCUGCCCGUUCUCUGUACUCCUCACCACCCUGUCUCUGUUUAUAGCUUAUGUAAAAGCCUAUGAGGUCUUGUCAAACCCAUGCAGUAAAGGACUGGAGACAAGGGCUGCAGAGAAGGCUGACUCCUGCUUGGAACCAGAGGGUUUUACAGGCCUGCGAUUUCCCCAUACUUACUGCUGAAGGCUUAAUUAAGUACUUCAGAAACAUAUCUGUGUUGUUUUACCUUCCUGAGGGGAAAGGUCAUGUUAAUCAGCCCUGAGUUAUCUACCCCAACCAUCUCUGUCACGUUAAAAGAAGCCAAAUGGUGUUAUUUCAUUUUCUCUGUCCUCAUUCCCCACAGGGAUGCCUAAGAAUAGCAACCCCAUCUCCUCUGCGCUCUCUGGGAAAAGGCUUAGUGUCUGGGAGAGAGCAAUGAACUAAUAGCUGGAGUUAAAUAGAAAUACAAAUUAAUAAUACAUGGAGAGCAGACCAGGAAAGAAGGGUCUGUGAGACACCGACAGCUCCCCCUCUCUAUAGACUGUCGGAAGGCGCUUUCUGCUUUCUGUUUGGAAAUUGGACGAAGUCUGAGACACGCACAAGGCCAGUAAAACAGAUUUAUGCCUCUUUGGUGGGGUUUUCUUUUUUUUUUUUUUUUUUUUUUCCUUUUCUCAGUUUGGUUGGUUGUUGUCCUAUUUAUUUGUAAAGAAAUUCAGUUCCUGAAAUGUCCCUUAGUCUGAUGAACAGUAAACUAAUAAUAUUGUCCUUAUGCUAACAAUGUAUUUAUGAGAAAGUCAACUAGGUUCCAGAGUGACACAUUUACAUACAUUAUGAGCCGGGUUCGAGAGUUCACAGUCACACCACAGCUUUUGCUGGUGGUGUGUAUGUGUCUGCAUAAUUGUUCAUCAUUGUUUCUUAGUCUCUCCUUUUUGCUGGGUUAAUCUUUCGGCCCAAUUCCUUAGUUUAUAAAAUUGGUUGCCAAAAACGGCUGUAACUGGCUGCUGUGUUCAACACCUUGUUAUCCAGAUGCUCUGUCUCUACAGUGGCUCUCUACUCCCUGGUUUUAUACCAGAUUAAAAAAAUAAUAGUAUGAAU
This is a messenger RNA of Rattus norvegicus (Norway rat), 1961 nucleotides long. RefSeq names its product RAB, member of RAS oncogene family-like 3 (gene Rabl3). NCBI's taxonomy places the organism in Eukaryota, Metazoa, Chordata, Mammalia, Rodentia, Muridae. Gene Ontology annotation, molecular function: GTPase activity; G protein activity; GTP binding. The record is from RefSeq and is marked provisional. Gene Ontology annotation, cellular component: centrosome; Golgi apparatus.